This is a messenger RNA of Aureobasidium musti, 639 nucleotides long. Lineage: Eukaryota; Fungi; Ascomycota; Dothideomycetes; Dothideales; Saccotheciaceae. The record is from the annotation of a GenBank genome assembly.
AUGCCUUCCAGCAACAUACUAAACAUCUUCUCCAACGACACUCGCGCCACGGAGUUUCGUCGCGCUGUCAGAAGCCAAGUCGCUCGCAGACAAGAAUACGCAGUGCCUGGUUCGGGAGCCAGUGCUCAAGAAGUACAGAGAGCUUAUCUCAGGUACUGCAGAGAACAACAGCGACCAGGUCAGGGAGGCGGUGCACAGCAGGUGCCUCCGCCAUCAUAUACUGCAACUGCCAACAAUUCACCAUACACAUCUACCGAUAACGAGGCUCCACCACCAUACACCUCCGCCAUAACACCGACUGCACAGUUGGAUAUGCUGCUUUACAGCAAUGCUUCCACUGCUCCAUCACCACCUGGAUAUACUGAAGCUAUUGCUACACCGCCACCACCCUGCUAUGCAGAUACCGUUUCUGCUCGCAGCAUCCCCAAUGCCAUAAAUCAAACACUUUCGCAUUCAGCAAUGCAGAAUCUGUUCAGUAACUGUACGACCCGCACACCGAGAAAGCAGUUACACAAAACAGCCAUCCAGGCACUAAAUCUGGUGGUUGUAUCGGAGACUCAAGGAAGUCAGGAAGAGGUGGCUUUCAUCAGACCAAAUAAGAGAAGAGGGGUUUUGAGGAGGAUCAAAGAUAGAAUGUAA